UGGCAUGAACGGAACAGGUAAAGGCACAGAAAUAGACAUCCUCGUCGCCAAUGUUGUGGUGUUGCUAUAUUGAAAAGGUAGGAAAUAAGCAGCAUCAGACGUAGUUCAGCUUCAGUUCUUUCUUUACUCUCCCGCGUUUCUCUCUUCUUCUCUACAUACAGCAUUAUACAUCUCCAGAGCUCCCCCUUCCGUCCUUUUCAUGCAAUAACAGAACAUAACAGAGGGAAUAAAAUAAUUAGUGCCUUUAAAAAGUUAAAACAACAAUCUGAAAAGUGUGGUGUGCUUUAUUGGGUCAGAACUCUGGAGAACCUCCUCUCACUGACGGGAGGGAUGGAUGAGAACAUCAGCUUUGAUUAGGCCACUCUGCUGACCUAAACUGACCCAGAACCUCCACCAGCCUCAGGUUGGACAUAAACUGGACUCAGAGACAUGGAGGACAUGAGGGACAGUGGACAGGCUGUCCCACCUGAGAGCUGAAGAAGACUCUGAUGAAGAACAGGGACCUCACAGGCUUUUAUUUUGAAAUCUUCUUCCAUCAUGCAUUUGUGUAAGCUUAAUAUUCAGAGAAUGAAAGAAAGCAGUUACUGUACACACACACGCAUGCGCGCGCGCGCACACGCACACACACACACACGCCCACACACACUCCCCCCUGCAGUGUUGGAGCUGCUGCAGAUUCUCUGCAUCGACAGAAACCCGAGAGGAGCUGAGAUCCUCCGUCCUGCUGCUUUUCUCCACAUUUACUUCAGUUUCCAGACCCGCUGCUGGAUCCGAACCUGCCGGACCCUGUGGACCCCCUGCAGAGACACAAUGAGCCUCACCCUGCUGCUGGCUGUGGAGUGAACCAGGUGAGCUUCCAGAGAACGAUCCCUGCCUUCAGCUCCUCCUCACCAGACCGCUGCUUGACCAGUCUGAUGGCCACCAGUCCCAGUGGCGCCCCAGAAACCUGCAUGGCGGCCCAGCAGGAGCCAGAGGAGCCAAUGAGUUCACAGCCAGAGGGAGAGGCCGCCCCUCAGCUGGCCACCGCCCCUCAGCCGGCCGCCGAAGAGCAGCAAACAUCAGAUGCUCCAGAGGGCCGACCAAUAGAAAGAGAGAAAUCAGUCGACCACCUGACAGUAAUCAGUGAGGUCACAGAGACCAGUAACGGCAUUGCUCCUGUCGUGGCUCAAACCUCCCCCACAGUGUCCUCUGUGUCGCCCAAGUUUCACGCUAAGCCAGGCAGCCACAUUAAUGGCAAACCUCGCUUGGGCAGCCGGUCCGGCUCGUUGGCGGCGGGCUCACCGAGGCCCUCGCUCACCCGCCAGCCCAGUACCAUCACAGAGGUCACUGGGGACGGAUCGAAACCCAGGGACUACCUGAUCCUGGCCAUCCUGUCCUGCUUCUGCCCCUUGGUGCCCAUCAACAUCAUAGCGCUCACUUUCUCCAUCAUGUCUCGGAACAGUCUACAGCAGGGCAACGUGGACGGAGCCCGCCGUUUGGGUCGCAACGCCUUGGUGCUGUCUGUCGUCUCCAUUUUAGGGGGAAUCGCUAUCAUCGCUGCAGCCAUCGCCUUCAACUGGGGACGGAUUUUAAAAUCCUGAUGAAAUCUUCAGGACCAGAUCCAGACCAAUAUGGCGCCGGCUAGUCUCUGAAGCACUAUCGUUCCCAUCCACUUUUACCAGAUGGAAAAACUAUCGUACUUCUGUUCCAGCUUGUGGUUUUCUUUCUGCACGACGAUGAGCAUGAUCUGCCUGACGCUCUACCUCCAACACAACCAGCCAACUCUGUCCCAACGCUGACCGACGGAUCCCUCUGCGGUUCCAGCUUCGCUCCCGAUCCGACGCGCUUCUCUCCCACCAUCCUGGAAUCGGACGUUUGUCUCUGUGGAAGAGGGAUUAUUGGCGUUGAAGCAAACUGCUGGAUCUCAUGUUCUGGUGCCAAAAUGGUCUAAGUUGUUGUAAAACUGGGCGAUGCUGCUGCUAUGAAACUUUGAACUGGGGAUGGAUCAAGACUUUUACUGUGAAGGUGGGAAAGAAACGGACAACAAGGUCAAGGGUAGCAAACCUUUCCACCUUCCUCUGACCCAAACGUCGGGUUUCCUUCAGCCACUGAGUCCAGAACCGACUCAUGAUUCAGUUCUGGACUUCCGUCAGGCAGAGUUGGAUUAUCAGUCCAUCUUAAAUCAGAAGCACCUCUAAGUUUACAGUGAGUCAAAACGUCCUCAUGAAAUCAGCUGAAUUUAAGACGUCAACGAGCCACUGGUCACUGAAGUCCAGAGGUCCUAACAUCUCCCUGCUGGACUCCGACUUCAGGCUCCCACAUACUUCAUCAAAGCUGAGCUGUCAACACAGUUCAGAUCCUUCGUGGUCACAAACCCUCCCGCUUCCGUAAACGUCAUGAAGUUUGGAUGAAGUGUGUAGGAUGAGAGGAGCUCAGCUGCUGCUGCAGGCGGUUCCUCUGACCAGCCUCACCCCACCGUGGCCAGAGCACACAGACCAGAGUGUCAAAGGUCAGUCCUCUGCGGCCGGCACCCUGCUCCUGUAAGCUCUUCCCCUGGUCCAACACACCUGGACGGCUAAUCAGCAGAACCUCUGCAGAACUUUGUCAUGCCAGGAUGUUGAACCGAGGAGAGAACCGGAGCAGGAGGACCGGCGCUGCUGUGGGAAAUCCUGCAGCGACUAGACCUGCUCUUUAUAGACGAGAGGAAGAGGAAGGCUCUUCAUCAUUAAUCAGAAAAGUUCAGCUGGAUUGAAGCUAGAAGGUUUGAUUGAAUCCUGCGAAAGCAGCAGAUGGUGAAGCUGAGAAAACCCGAGAAGGCCUGAGGUUGUUAGACCUCAGGUUCACUCCAGUCUGACUGGUGAAGGUCGACCUCUGAAACCGAUCCCAUCGGGUCAGCCCCUCAGCCAUUCUUAAUGAUCCUGUCUGACCGCAGCGUCUCCGCUUACUGGACCUGAACCGAUGACUGGGAUCACAUUAUUCCCAGUCAUUCCAGGGACUUCUAUUCAUUUGGGAGCUUAGGUUACGUUUACUCUGCAUCUCCGGCUCUCUGGGCCUCUAGAUUGAGAUCAGAGCGGAUCGGAUUUUCCUCCUGAGGGACGCAGUCGGUGUCUGCUCCCAGAGUUUAGCUUCAUCUCAUCCCAGAAACGCUGAGCUGUUUCCUCUUCCUGCAGGAAACAUGAAGCUAACUGGACCAGAACCCCUGCUCAGUCCAAAGCCUUCCUUUAUGCUUUUCAUUUACAUUUGCAUCACAAUUUAGUAAAAAAAUGAAAUCAAAUUUAAACUUUCUAUUUAAUCAGCUCCAAGUCCCCAGUAAAAAGUUGAAGGUUUAAUCUCCAGCUGCCAGGAGGGAAAUUGAACCAUUUCCAACUCUAGUUACACUUUAUGAGGAUUUGAAUUCAAAUGGUUUCUAUAAAAACUCUUCAUUUACAGUCGUGGAGUUUCUGGACGUUCAUAUCAGUGGUGGGAAAACUUAUGCUAAUGUGCUAAUAGCAGAGCUAGUUCUUUGUUUAGCACUUUAGCAUUUUUCUAAAUUUGAACACACUGACACGCGUUAGCUGCGCUAACGUUUAUGACUAGUGCGCUAGGAUUAGCACUAGCUACAAACAUGCUAGCUGUCGUUGCCGACCAGAGGAGGGAUCUGACAGGAACGGUGGCUGAACUCUGGAGUCUCACAUCAGCCUGACGUUUGGGUCCAUCUUCAGUUUUUCUCCCAGUCUGCUCCCACCCCGGUUGGACGGGUAGCUGUUAGCGGUUAGCUGUUAGCGGUUAGCCCUGCAGGGCUUCUGGUGCCAAACUCUGAGGAAAAAUCAGUUCAUUUAAUAAUUCUGCAUGAUCACUACUGUGACUGGAUUCAUGUUGCUCACUGUAAAUUAUUCUUGCACACCAAUGUUGCCACGUUGCUAAUGGACUCCUGUUUGGACUAAACCCAGAUGAACUUCGCUGUACCAGAACCAGAAUCUCGUAUCACCUGUGCAUGUUUACACUUAUUACUGAAUGUUUUUACCUUCAACUGUCCUUCACUCAGCACAGAACCGCCUGAGGACCUCGGUGAACCCCGUUGGUUCUGUUCCUCGGUGGUUUCAGGUGUUGGCAGCUGGUUGAGCUCAGGUUGUUCUGGUUACUUUGCUGCUUCCCAUCUUCUUGCUUUGUUCAACAGGAACCUGCAGGUUUGGUCCGUUAGAACCAAAUGAAAGGUGCCACCAGUACCACCCGUUCCACAGCGCUGAGUGGAAACCAGGUGGGACCGAGGAGGCUGCCCGGUCCGUUACUGUUUGAGUGGAACAAGAGAACACAAAGUGGUGAAGGAACAAAGUAACCUGGACCUUCAUCAGAACCUUCUGCUGGUCCGAUCUGAAGAUGAUCAGAACCAUCAGGUCACAUUUGGACAUCUCUAGUCACUUUGUUCUUGGCUCGGCUCAACCGGCUCCGGUUCUGAUCGUAGCAUGCCUCUUUACUAACCACAUUAUGCAAGUGAAACGUAGAAUGUGCAGCUUUGGGUUCUGGGUUCUGUUCUCAGUUUGGAACCUGGUUGUUGGAACUCUUGUGCUGCUCUUUGCUGCUUGUAUGCUAACAUAAUGCUAACAUCAUGUUAGCAUGCUGCUAACGUUAUGCUAACAUUGUGACUGUAACAUGAACACCUUCCAUCUGCUGGCACAAGACGUGUAAAUAGAGAAACUGUUGGAGUUUUUAUUUGGACAGAAAAGUUUCUUUCAUCAGAUGUUUUUAGUUCUGGGGAGUGAAAAGUCCAAAAGAACCUUUUAGAAACCAAGAGUCGGAUUUCUCUCUAACUUUUUAACUAACCUGCCAUCUGUCAGUUAUCAUUUGGGAGGGUCUCAAAGCAGUUUGGCCUUGAACUAGGCCAUUACUAAUUAGCUUUGGCUCUAAGUGUUGGUGCUAAUUGGCCCCAGCUCUGAUUGGUUGGUAACUUGCCCAGAGUCCAACUGGUCAGAGUGUUUUGGAUCUGCAGUCAGUCCAGGUUCUGAAACCUGAUGGAGUCCAAACUAAUCCAGUGGUAAAGUGUGGGUGGGUCGAUAUGAACCCACAGACAUCGGCCUGCAGACGAGGCUGAGCUCACAGAAACUAAAAGUUCUGUUUGUUUCUGAACUAAAGCUCCAGACGUUUCAUUUCUGUGGGUUGAUGCUGAAUCGAUCCUCUUUCUUUUAGUUGAAUCUGUAUUUUAAUAUUUCUAUCUGUUUUGUAUUUAAUCUCCUGUUUCCUGUUCAGUAGCGAAUGAUUUGGGUUCCAGCAUGAAGCUUCACCGCCGGCGCUGUCUGAGUCUCUGCAUGCCUUAAACUGACGGAUGAAUGAGUGAAUGAUGCUGAAUAAAUCCUUCAGCCUUG
Messenger RNA from Gambusia affinis (western mosquitofish), 5318 nucleotides. RefSeq names its product proline-rich transmembrane protein 2. NCBI's taxonomy places the organism in Eukaryota, Metazoa, Chordata, Actinopteri, Cyprinodontiformes, Poeciliidae. The transcript is spliced from 5 exons. Gene Ontology annotation, cellular component: membrane. Bases 915 to 1580 code for a protein of 221 amino acids. The record is from RefSeq and is a predicted model, not a curated record.